This is a messenger RNA of Eurypyga helias (sunbittern), 1027 nucleotides long. RefSeq names its product probable cation-transporting ATPase 13A3. The record is from RefSeq and is a predicted model, not a curated record. Gene Ontology annotation, cellular component: late endosome membrane. NCBI's taxonomy places the organism in Eukaryota, Metazoa, Chordata, Aves, Eurypygiformes, Eurypygidae. Gene Ontology annotation, molecular function: P-type transmembrane transporter activity; polyamine transmembrane transporter activity. The annotation marks the transcript as partial. Gene Ontology annotation, biological process: intracellular calcium ion homeostasis; polyamine transmembrane transport. The transcript has 10 exons.
AUGACUGUUAAUCCAUGUCUUGGCAGGUCUUCCAUAUCUCAAGUCGAGAAGUUUCAUAUCAUGCUAAACAUGGAGAAAGAAGAAAAGAAAUUUGUCAAUAAAGCAGAGGAAGAUGAGAUGGAGAUCUAUGGCUACGAUCUAUGUCGCUGGAAGUUGGUGCUAGUUACUGUAGGAGUGCUCUGUUCUGGUGGCUUUCUUCUCCUCCUCCUCUAUUGGAUGCCUCAGUGGCGUGUGAAAGCAACAUGCAAGAGGACUACGCUUAAAGACUGUGAAGUGGUUCUGCUGAGAACAACUGAUGAAUUCAAGAUCUGGUUUUGUGCAAAGGUUCGCAUUAUGCCUUCUUUGGGAGCCAGUCCUUUACAGAAUCCUAACCCUAUUGUACACAAGGUUUCGAAUGGCCAUGCUGUUCAUUUCUGUGAAUCUGCUGCAGAAGAGAAUAAAAAUGAUUUGAAAAAAUAUUUGCCUAUCCGUUAUUUCACACAUCACAGCGUGAAGUAUUUCUGGAAUGAUUCUGUGCAAGGUUUUGAUGUUGUACGAGGUCUAGAUGAAUCUACUUUCUGUUCUUCAAUUCAUAAUGAACACAGCACAGGACUGACAAAGGGAGUGCAUGAUUUCAGAAAAGCGUUCUAUGGAGUAAAUGAAAUUGCUGUGAAAGUGCCUUCCAUUUUUAAGCUUCUGAUUAAGGAGGUUCUCAACCCUUUUUACAUUUUUCAGUUGUUCAGUGUGAUAUUGUGGAUCACUGAUGAAUAUCACUACUAUGCAUUAGCAAUUGUGAUCAUGUCUGUAAUAUCCAUUGUUAGCUCACUCUACACCAUUAGAAAGCAAUAUGUCAUGUUACAUGACAUGGUAGCAGCUCACAGCAUUGUCAGGGUGUCUGUCUGCAGAGGGAACCAAGAAAUAGAAGAAAUCCUUUCCACCGACCUUGUGCCUGGAGAUAUCAUGUUGAUUCCAUCUAAUGGGACAAUUAUGCCCUGUGAUGCAGUACUUCUCAGUGGUACUUGCAUUGUAAAUGAAAGUAUGUUAACAG